Messenger RNA from Panicum virgatum (switchgrass), 1704 nucleotides. Its product is annotated as putative nuclease HARBI1. Lineage: Eukaryota; Viridiplantae; Streptophyta; Magnoliopsida; Poales; Poaceae. Bases 174 to 1436 code for a protein of 420 amino acids. The record is from RefSeq and is a predicted model, not a curated record. The transcript is spliced from 2 exons.
CAAGGUAAAUCCAGUGUUGUUUCCUGUAGAUCCAUGCUGGAUUGUUCAUCCUUGUUCAUGUGUGAAAGAUGUUUGAUGUAGAUCUAUGCUGGAUUUGUGUUACUACAUGGAAACCCUAGAUGGUUUUUUUUGCUAGGUCAUUUGUAGUCACAAUUUUAAUCUGUGGUAUGUAGAUGGAUAAGAGGACCAAGGUAUUCAUUUGUGCUGCUGCUUCAUAUUGGUUCUUGUCAGUCAUGGCAAUUAUUGGUCGGUCUAGGAAAAGAAAACAAGUUGCAAGAAGGGAAGGGAUUACUUAUGCCCCAAUGUUUGAAAGGGAUAGGAAGAGGAUUGACUACCUGAAUGACAAAAUUUGGAGGAAUGACACAACUUGUGUAGACAUGCUGAGAAUGAACAAAGCACGUUUCUUUCGGUUUUGUCAGUUGUUUAGAGAUCAUGCUUUACUUGAAGAUACCGUUCAUAUGUGUGUUGAGCAGCAAGUGGCAAUGUUUCUACAUACUGUUGGACAUAAUGUUAGGAAUAGAGUAUUUGCAACCAAUUUUGGUAGAUCCGGAGAAACGGUCGGUCGUUAUUUUAACAAAGUACUUCAUGCUAUUGGUGAGCUACGAGAGGAUUAUAUUAGGCCCCCUUCAUUGGACACUCCCGCUAAAAUAGAAGGAGACACAAGGUGGUAUCCUUACUUUAAGGAUUGUAUAGGAGCACUUGAUGGUACACAUAUAAGAGCCACUAUUCCAAAGGAAAUGCAGCAUGCUUUUCGUGGUAGAUACAAGCAUUGUACUCAAAAUGUACUGGCAGCCGUAGAUUUCUACCAAAAAUUCACCUAUGUCUUGGCCGGAUGGGAGGGGACAGCACAUGAUGCAUUAGUUUUACGUGAUGCUUUAGCACGUGAGGAUGGCCUUCGUGUGCCACAAGGUAAUAGUUUAACCUAUGUCUUGUCCAUAAAUUUGUUCAUCAAAAUUACUGGAUCAUUGAGAUGUAACCUAACUACACAUCAUAUGUUAGGUAAAUAUUACCUAGUUGAUGCUGGAUAUGGAGCCAAACCCGGAUUUUUACCCCCUUUUCGGGCUGUCCGCUACCACUUGAAUGAAUGGGGAAGGAAUCCGGUGCAAAAUGAGAAGGAAUUGUUCAACCGUAGGCACUGUUCAUUGAGAAUCAUAGUAGAGCAAGCAUUUGGAGCACUAAAAAGGAGAUUCAAAGUUCUUGAUGAUGCAUCUCCUUUUUUUCCUUAUGAAACUCAAGUAGAUAUUGUUAUUGCUUGCUGCAUCAUUCAUAAUUGGGUGAUUGAAGAUGUGAGUGAUGAAUUCAAUGAGCCAGAUGACAAUGAUGACACCCAGGACACCAUAUAUGCUGGGACAGCAAGUGAGAAUGCCAUUAUGCUCGCUUUUAGACAAGGCUUGGCUGACCAAAUGUGGGCUGACCGUCAGAGCCAUGGAAACUAGUAUUUUAUUUGUUUGGACAAUGUAAUAUGUGUUGUAUUUUAUUUGAUUGGACAAUGUCAUCAUUGUAUUUGAUGGCUGAAAUUGUAUUUGAGGACAUAUUUGUUUGCUACCUUGCUGAAAUUAUUGUUUGCUACCUUGCUGAUAUUAUUGUUUGCUACCUUGCUGAAAUUAUUGUCUCAUGAAACUAUGCUUUGCUGAAAUGGACCAAAUGUGGGCUGAUACAUUCUAAUUGUAUAUUGCAUUGUUAAUUCUUGAAGGUAAAUGGAAC